AUAAAUCAUGUGGCAAUAAGUGACAUAUCAGGUCACUUUAGCUUCCAGCACAAUCCGUUCUAUGCAUAAAUGAGCUAGGUGCUUCAACAUAAUUCCGACAUUACAUGCUGUGCAUCUCACUUCAUUAUUACCUUUUUGGAGAUUAAUCAAAUUCAGUUACUUGUAUUCAUUUGUUCAGGUUACUUAUUAUAAGACCGAGGUUCUACCACUUUUGAAGCAGCACAAAGUAAUCUAUUUAACCCAUACUGAUUCUCGGCUUGCUAAAAACGAGAUCCCAAGUUCCAUACAGAAGCUCAGGUGCCGUGUAAAUUACGAGGCAUUAAAAUAUGCGGCUCCAAUAGAAGCCCAUGGAAACUCCUUGGUUUCUAGAAUGCGACAGAAUGGAAGUCCAUAUCUUGCUCUCCAUUUGAGGUAUGAGAAGGAUAUGCUCGCAUUUACAGGAUGCAGUCAUAAUUUGACUGUAGAAGAAGAUGAGGAGCUACGGAGGAUGCGGUAUGAAGUCAGCCACUGGAAGGAGAAAGAGAUUAAUGGGACAGAAAGAAGGUUGCUUGGUGGCUGCCCAUUGACUACUAGGGAGACAUCUCUUUUUGAAAGGUUAGAAAUAGAGUCUUCUUCGGUAUUGAAAUGCCGGGUUGUCUAUGAUGGAGAAUGAGAUGUAUGGACUGUUGAUUGUUAUAGUACUCUUAACAAAUGAACAGAACUUCAUGAGAUUUAGAAAAAUAACUGUUGUUGCCCAUAAGAUAACAUAAGAGGAUCAAUUAUUCUGACAUACAUAUCUCAUUGGAAUCUAGAUGACAUCCAAAUACAUAUUCAAGGCUUUGGCACCUCAUUUCUCAUAAAGAAAUCCAAGCAUAGCACCCUUUGAACUUACUUGCUCGAAGUCUAUAUUUCAUCUUUCUAGUUGUAUUAUACUAGUAUUUUUUUACAUUUUAACCAACAGACCCUGUAGACCUUGCUUCUAGCUACUCUGCCGUUAUG
This is a messenger RNA of Quercus lobata, 978 nucleotides long. RefSeq names its product O-fucosyltransferase 35-like. The transcript has 2 exons. Lineage: Eukaryota; Viridiplantae; Streptophyta; Magnoliopsida; Fagales; Fagaceae. Bases 371 to 652 code for a protein of 93 amino acids. The record is from RefSeq and is a predicted model, not a curated record. Gene Ontology annotation, cellular component: Golgi apparatus; cytoplasm; chloroplast.